Messenger RNA from Sus scrofa (pig), 6454 nucleotides. The record is from RefSeq and is a predicted model, not a curated record. Lineage: Eukaryota; Metazoa; Chordata; Mammalia; Artiodactyla; Suidae.
AAUAAAGCGUUCAAGAUGGUUUCCACUUCAGUGAGCAACACAGGAAACAGCAAGUUGGUCCCAUUUCCUGGCAUACUGAAGGGGGCAGCCGCACCUCUGUAAAGUGCUUUGUAAAUUUCAUGAUCAUUUCUGCUUCCACUGUCAUUCCCUAGCUGUUAUCUCAACAGUGCCCCCAAAUGUUGCUACAAUUCAACAGAUAACUAUGCGGAAGUUUGGCUUUAAGCUGCCUGAAAUCAUUUCCAUUAGCUCUUUAGAUAAAGCUGCAUUUGAUAUUCUUCCUUAACCCCUCGCAGUCUGCCCCUCAGCAGCAUUACUUGGCACAGGAGCCCCGCCUUUGAAAUUAAACCUAAGCAUUCUUAGACUGCUAGGCUGCCCUCCUCAGAACGCACCACUCUGUCUUGUGGCUCCUCCGACAAACUGGAGCCUAGGAUGAUCAGAAAAUGAAACCAAGAUGGACCAGCGGAUUGAUGAGGACCGGAGGCACCUGGAAAGGAGAGCCGCUUCCACCUGCUGUACUGUCUGCGGUUCCUACUUCUUGCUGUUCAAGUGACCCAGUGAAAACCUGAGGGAGAUAAGAGAGCAGACGGACUGCCAGCCUUACCCCCCACCCUUGCCUACAAACACAUCAACUUUCCACUUCCAGUGACCUGCUCUCCAGGGUGACUUGUCAGCUGUUCGGGUUUUGUCUCUAAAAGAAAACAAAUCGUGGAAUGUACUGCUCUACAUGCUAAUAAAAUGGCUGAGGCAGCUCAGGGGUUAUGAGGUUGGCGAUUUAGGAGCAUAAUGAUCGUUUCUGACCUCCUGGCACACAGCGGUAUUUAUCAGGAGGUGCAUGUGACUGGUUAAGACACAGAGCCCCAGCUUGAAGGAAACAGCUGCUUGCCCAGUGCUCUGGCUCUUGGCAGCUGAACAGAAAGGGUGCUGAUGUGAGGAAUACCGACCAACCACCCCAGCUCCGAACCCUCCUCCCAGGUGCCUUGCCCUGUGGGAAGUGUUAUAUGAAGCUGAUGGACCGCAAAGCACAGUGCCCGUCCCGCUUCCCUGGCUGACGGCAUCUGACCAAGGUUCUCCAAAGUACUUACUCUUGGAGUUGGGUAAACCAGUUCAGCAGACUACGUCCCCAGUGCAUUUUCUAAUGAUGAUAACUGCCCUUGGAACUCUUUCAGACCUGGAUAUCUGUCUGUAUGAGACCGAUAGAGUCUUGAAACUUUAGGACCACCCCUAAGCACAAACACCACCAGCUUGCAUGAUUAUGGAGAUGGUCUGCAUGAAGUUGAAAAGGCCCCUAGUUUUUUGACAACGGUUAAAAAACCAUGGGGUCAAGUGGACUUGGGAAAGCGGCAACGUUAGAUGAGCUGCUGAGCACUUGCAUUGAAAUGUUUGAUGACAAUGGAGAGCUGAAUAAUAGUUAUUUGCCAAGAAUCGUUCUACUGAUGCACCGAUGGUAUUUAUCUUCCACUGAAUUGGCAGGAAAACUUCUCUGCAUGUACCGAAAUGCCAGUGGGGAAAGCUGUGAUGAAUUUCGAUUAAAGAUCUGCUACUUCAUGAGGUACUGGAUUCUGAAGUUUCCUGCAGAGUUUAAUUUGGACCUUGGUUUGAUCCAUAUGACUGAGGAAUUCCGGGAAGUAGCUAGUCAACUGGGAUACGAGAAACACGUCAGCCUCAUUGACAUAUCCAGCAUCCCUUCCUAUGACUGGAUGAGAAGAGUCACACAGAGGAAAAAAGUAUCCAAGAAGGGAAAAGCCUGUCUGCUGUUUGACCAUCUGGAGCCCAUUGAAUUGGCCGAGCACCUCACUUUUCUGGAGCAUAAAUCGUUCAGAAGGAUCUCAUUCACUGAUUACCAAAGCUAUGUCAUCCAUGGCUGCCUGGAGAAUAACCCAACCUUGGAGAGAUCUAUUGCUUUAUUUAAUGGAAUCUCUAAGUGGGUCCAGUUGAUGGUUCUUAGCAAACCAACCCCUCAGCAAAGGGCAGAAGUCAUCACAAAGUUUAUCAAUGUUGCCAAGAAGCUCCUUCAGCUCAAAAAUUUUAACACCCUGAUGGCUGUGGUGGGAGGCCUUAGUCAUAGUUCCAUUUCCCGGCUCAAAGAGACCCAUUCUCAUCUUUCUUCAGAAGUUACCAAGAACUGGAAUGAAAUGACGGAGCUGGUCUCCUCCAACGGCAAUUACUGUAAUUACCGCAAGGCCUUUGCCGACUGCGAUGGCUUCAAAAUCCCAAUCCUUGGCGUCCACUUGAAAGACUUGAUAGCUGUCCAUGUCAUUUUCCCAGACUGGACGGAGGAGAACAAAGUGAACAUUGUGAAAAUGCAUCAGCUCUCCGUUACCCUGAGUGAACUGGUCUCCCUGCAGAAUGCCUCUCACCACUUAGAACCCAACCUGGAUUUGAUCAACUUGCUCACGCUUUCUCUGGACCUCUAUCACACAGAAGAUGAUAUUUACAAACUGUCACUGGUGCUGGAGCCUAGAAAUUCUAAAUCGCAGCCUACCUCCCCUACGACACCCACCAAGCCCAUGGUGCCUCUGGAGUGGGCCUCAGGAGUGCUGCCGAAGCCAGACCCAACGGUCAUCAACAAGCACAUAAGGAAGUUAGUUGAGUCUGUGUUUAGAAACUAUGACCAUGACCAUGAUGGGUACAUCUCCCAAGAGGACUUUGAAAGUAUAGCUGCCAAUUUUCCCUUCUUGGAUUCCUUUUGUGUGCUGGACAAAGAUCAGGAUGGACUCAUUAGUAAAGACGAAAUGAUGGCUUACUUCCUGAGAGCUAAGUCCCAACUACACUGUAAAAUGGGACCUGGAUUUGUCCAUAAUUUUCAGGAGAUGACCUAUCUCAAGCCAACCUUCUGUGAACACUGUGCAGGAUUUCUCUGGGGCAUAAUCAAGCAAGGCUACAAAUGCAAAGACUGUGGAGCCAAUUGUCACAAGCAGUGCAAAGACCUCCUGGUUUUGGCCUGCAGGAGAUUUGCCCGGGCGACCUCCGUGGGCAGCAGUCAUGGGUCACUGCCUGGAAGUCCCUCAUUGCCCCCAGUGCAGGAUGAGGUGUUUGAGUUCCCUGGCGUUGCUGCUGGACACCGAGACCUGGACAGCAGAGCCAUCACACUGGUCACAGGCUCCUCUCGCAAGAUCUCCGUGCGGUUGCAGCGGGCCACCACCAGCCAGGCCACCCAGACCGAACCUGUGUGGUCAGAAGCUGGCUGGGGAGACUCAGGGUCCCACACCUUCCCCAAAAUGAAAUCCAAGUUCCAUGACAAAGCAACAAAGGACAAAGGCUUUGCCAAGUGGGAAAAUGAGAAGCCCAGGGUACAGGCUGGUGUGGAUGUUGUUGACCGAGGCACUGCAUUUGAACUGGACCAGGAGGAAGCAGACAUGGGUGAGACUAGACAGGACGGUGAGGACGGCUGACUUCAGGCUGAGGACCUUGAAGGCGAUCGUGUUGGCAUUUGGAAAGAGCAAGAUGAGAAACUCUGAAGAACCCUCCAGCUCUCAGGAAGUUAUCUGAAAAGAUAGCUGGACAUUUUACUGCCUUGUGACACUGUGGGAUCUCUCUGAUUAAACUGUGGGACAGAGGAUUUACCCUAUGAACUAUUUAUUUCCUCCUCCCCUGCCCCUAGUUAGGUGCCCCAAAGAGUGUGUUAUGUAGUUGGUAGUUUUCUCUAUCUUUCUCUAGAGCCACUUAUAUACGGGUGAAAUGAAAUCUUCUGUACAUGUACCUGAUAUUCAUUUUCUAAACUCAUACUUUGCUUUUUCCGUGAGAAUGUUAUUUUAGUAUUUUUAUAAAUGUUUGAGGGGGGCGUUUAAUGAGGAGUCAAAUGAAGGGUCUUUUUGUGUGGUUUUAGGACUGGACCAGGACUUAACAUUUUCUUGAGGGAUAAGAAGGCUCUUCGGGUCAUGGAAUGUAAUGGUUCUUCUAAUGAUGGUCUGUUUCAAGGAGAAGCUGUUUGCAUUGUUCUGACUGUAACAUUGCUAUUAUGAUGUGUAACGAGUCACACUUUUAUAGCCAUAUGUCUUACCAAUUCUGUAUCACAGGGAAGCUAUGACAUAGCCAAUAAAACUCUCCUAAUAUUCUUAAUUGCCAUAGCGGAAGAUUAACUCAAUACUUGUCCUGAGUAGGUUUAUCCAUCUUGCAUAGGACUGCUAUUAAGAAAUGUGAAUAGCAAUUAAAAGGCUAAUUCAAGUUUUGGGGAAUAAAAUUUAGGAGAAAAACAAACCAUCCCUCAAACCACUUACUGAAAUGCAAAAUAAUUAGCAAUUUUUAAAAACUCUCUUUCUUUUUUGUUUUGCUUUUUUUUUUUUUUUUUUUUUUUUUUUUUUUGCUUUUUUAGAGCCUCACCUGUGGCAUAUGGAAGUUCCCAGGCCAGGGACUGAAUCUGAGCUACAGCUUCGAACUCUGCCACAGCUGCAGUGAUGCUGGAUCCUUUAAGGGACCGCUCAGUGCCAGGGAUGGAAACUGUGCCUCAGUCAGAUUCUUAACCCACUGUGCCACAGUAGGAACUCCAGAAAUGCCUUUCUUCUCAUUUUCCAUUAGGUAACUGAAGAUAGUUCCACUCAGAAAGUACUUGUUGAGGACCUCUCUGGGAGAUGCAGAGGAGCCACACACAGUCUCUGCCCUCAGGACCUGACAGCAUUAAGGGCAUUAAGCUGUGGGCAUUAAAGCAAGAGGAUUCCUUAAAAUACAGAUUUGCUAGAACUGACUUGGUUGGGCCAAAAAGAUUCAGAGAUCAAUUUGUAGAGAUACCGCAAUUUUGUGUGUGUGUGUGGCUUUUUCAAGCCUCACUUGCAGCAUAUGGAAGUUCCCAGGAGAGGGGUCAAGUCAGAGCUGCAGCUGCCAGCCUACAUCACAGCCACAGCGAUGCAGGAUCCAAGCUGAGUCUGUGACCUACACCACAGCUCACUGCAACACGAAACCCUUAACCCACUGAGGGAGACCAGGGAUGGAAUCCCGUAUCCUUGUGGACACUAGUCAGGUUGGUUACCGCUGAGCCACAGUGGGAACUCUGAGAUACUGCAAAUUAAAUGAAGUUAUUAGUUGAGGGAAUUGUGAUUACACAAGAAAAUAUAAGAACUCACCAUUUGCAACACAUCCUCAGUGUUGGUUCUAUGUAUAUAUAUUCUCUAUUCCUAUUCAUAAAUACAAAGAAAUACAUGUUAACAAAAUUAAAAACAAAAUGGCAGUUUAAGUACAAGAAAUCUCUCAUGUGUAUAUGUGUUUUUUUGUUAUUGUCAAUGAAUGUUAAGGUUAUUUUUUUUCUUCUCAAAGAUGUUACUUCACUGCCACUUAGAGUUAUUUUUUGAGUUUUUCACAUGUAAAAAAGUUGUAUAUUAGCAGCCUUCUUGUGACAGAUACCAGAUGAACCAUAAGUAAAAAACAAAUAUAAACAACAACAACAAAAAUAACAAAACCUCCAAACAUAUAUGUGUGUGUGUAUGCAUAUAAACUGUUUUGGGUAUAUGUGUGGAGAUAAUGUUUAUUUGUAUACACAGGCAUCCAUACACACACACUACUAGUAUUACUUUGCUGAAGAGUCUGUAAUGACGCUGCUUUAUAAUUUUGAUUAUAUCAUUUACUUAUAACCAAUGGUGACUCUGAUGUUCCAAUAUAUCAAUUUUCCAUAAUCAGUAAAAUAAAUAAAUUCGGCAAACCCAUGGUGGAGCAAAAAAGAAAGACCCUGGCUGGUUCCUGCAGACCUUCCUUUUGUAAAUUCGAUGAUUACUGUUGAGGCCAAAACAAGACCAGACUCUUUAACCAUGAAUAAGAUACCAGGAGAGGAAAUAUUAGAUGCUACAAUUGAGUCUUCACUGAAGGAUGUACAAAUUGGAUUGAUGCUUUUUUGAAAUCUACCCAAGCAAGAGGGUGACCCUACUUGGUGUCUGAAUACUUUAUGUUGAGUGUUUGUUUCCUGAAGCCAUAAUGUCCCCGGAUUUCCUUGGUAACAACAGAGCCUCUCCAAAAGUCAGAGGGGUCUGUUUGCUAUUUAUCAGUGAAGACAGGACUCCUACAGAAAGAAGUACCAAAUUAUUAUUGAUGGUAAGAAGCUUAAGCAUCCUAAGAGAAACAUCUUGAUUCUUUAUUGAGGAAGAAAAUUUAGUCAAAUGAGAUUCCCACAACACACCUUUGGUAUGCAAGCCACAGCCAGAUUGAAAUCCUACCUCUGCCAGCUGUAGUCAUGAGAUCCUGGGCCAAUCAUGUACAUCUAUCUGGGCCUCAGUUUUCAUAUUUGAAAAGAGAUUUUACCACCUUCCUCAACUACCUCAUAGGAUUGGUGUAAUGACCAAGUUGAAUGAUGUAUGCAAAAGUAAUUUGUAAAGAUCUUAUGAGUUAAUAUUACCUUACAGUUAAGAAGGGUUCUUCUCUCAAAGUGUCUUCAAGAUCACAGACUACAUGUUUACAUGCCUGUGUUCUUUGGCAGCUCUAAACCCAACAUUUAACUAAAUUUUGUGUCAAAGUAAAAUUAAACAAAGAAAUA